Messenger RNA from Vigna unguiculata (cowpea), 2017 nucleotides. RefSeq lists its product as uncharacterized. Gene Ontology annotation, molecular function: nucleic acid binding; zinc ion binding. Lineage: Eukaryota; Viridiplantae; Streptophyta; Magnoliopsida; Fabales; Fabaceae. The record is from RefSeq and is a predicted model, not a curated record.
AAUAACCUUUGUCAUUUCCAUUUUGUAAUUUCACUAUCCCGUUUUGAGCAAGAAAUUGCAAAACCUAACCUCUGCGUAUGUAUGCGUUGCCGGAAUUUACCGAAGAACGGGCAAAACAGAGAGCUAUUCCAAUAUUUAUCGCUGAUAAGAUACAAAUUUGAAGAUAGAUAGCGAUAUUGAAUAUGUCUUCGAAUAAGAGUGAGGAGAAAUCUCAGGCCGCGGCGGAGAGAAUUAAGGCAGCGGCGUUGACUGCGGCGAAGGGGUUGAGCCGUGCGCAGGCGGAGCGGGCAGCGGCGGCGGCUGCGCGGAACGUGAACGCGUACGGGCAGAAGGAGGAGGGGCCGAGCCGAUGGCAGGAAAAGAGGGAGGCGAAGCGUCAGAUGUAUCUGAUGAGCACCGAGAAGGCCGUGAAAUUGGGCGAAAGGAAGGAUCUCAAGCCUUCGAGAUCCGCUUCCGGCGGCGCCGCGCAGUGCCAGAAGUGCUUCCAAAGUGGACACUGGACUUACGAGUGCAAGAACGAGAGGGUUUAUAUUUCUAGGCCUUCGCGGACGCAACAGCUUAAAAACCCUAAAUUGAGGGUCGAUACGCCUGUGACGUAUGAUUUGGAUUUGGAUGGCGAUGUUCCUGAUGGUGAUGAUAAGGAGGAAAAGGAAAAGAAGAGGAGGAGGAAGAAGAAGAAGAGUGAAAAGAAACGACGUCGUUAUGAUUCAGAUAGUGAUAGUGAGAGCGACAGUGGGAGUGAUGCAUCUUCUGUCUCCGGAUCCGAAUCUUCCUCUGAGAGUAGUUCGGGUUCUGAUUCGGAGGAAGAACGGAGGCGGAGGAGGAAGAAGCAGAGGAAGAGAUCAAGACGCAGCCGGAGGAGUUAUAGUUCGUCCUCAGGGUCGGAGUCCGAUACAGAUCCUGGUUCUGACUCUGAUUCAGAUGAUAAGAGCAGCCGGAGGAAGAAGAGGCGUAGUCGUAAGCGUUGAAUGAGAUCGUGGCCAGAUCCAUGGAGACAAUCAUCAAGAUUCUGCGAUAUGGUGGUUGUUUAUGAUUUGGCAAUGGGUGCUCAAGAAGUUGGAUGAUUUUUGCAAUUAAAGCUAUCUUAUAAUUCUGUGGUACUUUCACACUCAUUUUUGUUGCCCAAGAACAAGUCUUGUCACUACUACCCUUUGACACAAUGUCAUCGAAGAUCUUGUCACUCUUUAUUCAUUCGUCAAAGUUUAGCCGCUGGUCCUGCUUGUCCUUUUCCGUGUCCAUCCCUUGUUUCAUCGUUAGCAUCUCUGCUUUGUAUAGCACUGGUUUCAAUCUCAGUUUGCAUUUCUUGUGUCAAGGUAGUAAACCAUUCAAAGACGCUGCUACCAUAACCGUCUUAAAAAAUCUUUAUAUCAAGCUAUGGGAAAUGACUCUCAAUUUUGGCUCCAAACAUAGAACCAAUGUAUUGCAACACCCUACAUGUUCAUAAAUGCUUAUUGUAAGUUAUGGAAUAAAUGAAUUUCUUGUACCUCGAAGAAUUUAGCAAUCCAACCGAUUGGGUCUGCCCCCACAGACACUGGCAACUCUGCCUUCUUAGCCCAGAUGUGUGUUUUCUCCAUCUCUAGCACUGGCACUCUCCUGAAGAUCUGGCUGGCACUUGCUAAAGGGGAAGAAUGCAUAGCAGCCAUUUUUUUUGGUGUAACCCAAAUUGUGGCUACCGUUGUGGGGACUAGGGACUCUUCGUAACUUGGUCAAGCAAAGGUUCAACAUAGGGGGAUUCAGUAUAUCAUAUUCUUCACUCGUGGAUAUUUUUGCUCACUGGUUAUAAAAAAACAACUAUCCGCUCUCGCUCUUUAAACAACAACCAAUUAUUGUUGACAUAAUUAAUGAUCUAAUCCUUUAGUUUGUGGGUUAUUAAAGAAGCUUGCAUUUAGUUGGUGAGCUCCUGAAUAUUUAAUUAAACAGUAAUGAUUAGUAGUCGGGAGGACGUGUAUCAAUAGUCAUGUAUGUUUGGAUUGAUUUCAUUGUUUAAAAUAUGUUGUUUAAUGUUUGUUUGGUUUAA